Molecule: messenger RNA, 3595 nt
Organism: Aptenodytes forsteri (emperor penguin)
Lineage: Eukaryota; Metazoa; Chordata; Aves; Sphenisciformes; Spheniscidae
Gene: LPCAT3
Product: lysophosphatidylcholine acyltransferase 3
Exons: 14
Coding region: 1847-3235 (462 amino acids)
Biological process (GO): phosphatidylcholine biosynthetic process; lipid modification
Cellular component (GO): membrane
Molecular function (GO): 1-acylglycerophosphocholine O-acyltransferase activity; lysophospholipid acyltransferase activity
Source: RefSeq, a predicted model, not a curated record
AACUAAGAAGAAAAAUUGGAGUAGUCCUAAAGGGCACCACCUUUUCUCAGUGAACAAAUGAAGACUGUAACAGCACACUGCUGAGUACAUUAUGGGGAUUUUAAUCACAGCUUUGUAUUUAAAUCAGAGACACCUUUUAUACAUCCUGCAAUUUUUAAGCAAAGCAUACAACUAGAAUAGAGUCCAUUACUCAGAUCAUACAAGAUUAAAAACUUACUUCAGACUUCCUGUAUGUGAAAAUUUGCAUAAACAGCCUUUGAAGAAAUUAGGCUGCAAUUUGGCAAUAUUAUCAACAGCAGUAAUACUUGAAGCAUAGUUCUGGACCCUGUCAUUUAAAAAACUGUGGUAUGUCUAUCAAUCAUAUGAAAAUGUCUUUUGAGAGAUGUAUUCUACCUUGCAUUCUUCAGUAGGUCCAGGGCCCAGUGUUCCCCCAGGAGAAACUCUGUCUUUAGGUCAGCAUGGAAGGCACCAAUGGUCUCAGCUCUGUACCUACAGAGUUACUUUCCGGUUGCUGAAGUAAGCAGUCUGAACAAAUGCUGUCCUAGCCUCUUGGAGGAGAAGGGGAGGGAGCCCCUCCAGCGGUACGAAGGAGGGAUGAGGGUUUAUAUGCUGCUGUUCUUGUCCUCCCAUGAGAGGAGACAUUUCUUUCCUGCUGUCACUGCUCAAAGUGUAAGCCAGGAUACAGAAGGCCUCGUGGCGCUGUGUAUUUAAGACUUUAAGUUGAUCUUAUUUCUUGUGUGGCUGUACGAUCCCAAGGAAUUAAAGAUGUUUAUCUGGCCAUACUAUUACACAGUGGCUUGCAAGCUGCCUGGCAUGUUCUGCUGCAUAAUAUGGAGGGGGGCCAACAUACUGUUUACAGCCCUGAGCCAGAACUGACCCUGCUGAUCUGCCCAGACCUGCCAGGAAAAGCACUGGGGACAUGUUCCCUUAUCUACAGACAUAGCAGUGACCUGCAGAAAGUAACACGUUCCUACUGAAUAGGUGCCAGAAACCAGCUGCUUUGCUGGUUGGAGAUAAGUGGUCUUAUCUCCUCCUCUUCUGCCUCUCACCUGUUUUUUUACAUCCUCUGCUUAUUCCUGCUGUCUGCAUCCUGAAGAUUUUUAGGCUCAGUGAAAUUCUCCCUCUGGUCACCCAUAGCUGAUGACUUAUCCCAAAUCAAGUCCCCAGGUGGUCAGCCAAGCAAGAACCUUACUGAAGGGGAGGCAAACAACUGGUUUUAAUGGCUUUAUCUCCGGAAAAAGACAGGCAUCUUAAUCACCCAUUCCAGAAGAUGGCAGACUUGACAGCGCUAUUUUUGCUUGAAAUUAGUAGAACUUUCCUCCUGCCUAAUCCAGCCUCUUGAUCAUUUACUUCUCUUGCUCAACUAGAUUCUUGUAUCUGUGGACAACCUGGGCGUUGUGCAGUGGCCCAUUACUCUCCCAAAUGGCUGUGGUGAAGAAGCUGACCUUUUCCUUUUCUUCCAGUGCCGGGGUUCUCUUAACCAGAGGUCAUCCUCUUGUUCCUGUGAAGUUAAAAAAAAAAAAAGGAGGAAUUUAUCAUCAGCAGCAUAUCUCGGCUAAUUUGUCCCUUUUAUAUCAAUUGCUAAUUCCCUUCUAUAGAAAGUCUAUAUAGAGGCAAAAGUCAACUCUGCGUGCAGACUGCUUUUCAACUCCAUGGUGUGUAGAGAAGGAGAAUUACCUCGGAUCAGGAGGUCACCUUCUGUUUUCUCCAGGAGUAUUACAGCUGGGUUCCUGCCUCGGUCCGCUCUGCCUGAGGGAGCUGUGAAAGAGGAGUUUGGCGGACUGGGAGCUGCUGUGCAGGGUCCCUCGGCAGCAAGGAGCGGGGACUCCCGUCCUGUUGCUUCUGAAUGGCAAAAGCAAAGCAGCGCAGCAUCCUGCCGCUGACAUAUCCAAAUGUGACGGCAAGCUUGCCAGGUGGCAACGGAUAUCCUUUUGCCUUGUUCCAGCGCUAUUUCCUCUUCCAGAAGGAGACCUACCUCAUUCAUCUCUACAAUGUGUUCACAGGACUCUCAAUUGCUUACUUCAAUUUUGGGAUGCAGUUCUUUCAUUCCCUGCUAUGUGUCCUAAUCCAGUUCCUCAUACUGAGACUUAUGGGUCGCACAAUCACUGCCGUCUUCACCACGUUCUUCUUUCAGAUGACAUACCUUAUGGCUGGAUAUUACUUCACAGCCACAGAGCAUUAUGACAUCAAGUGGACAAUGCCACAUUGUGUCUUGACGCUCAAGUUGAUUGGUCUGGCCAUCGAUUACUAUGAUGGAGGAAAAGAUCUGGAGUUCCUGACCCCUGAGCAGCGGCGAUUUGCUGUCCGGGGAGUUCCUACCUUGCUGGAGGUCUCAGGAUUCUCCUAUUUCUAUGGUGCCUUCAUGGUGGGGCCUCAGUUCUCCAUGACAGACUAUCAGAAACUGGCAAGGGGUGAGAUGACUGACGUUCAAGGACAGAGACCCAAUAGUUUUGUGCCUGCUCUCAAGCGCCUGAGUUUGGGUCUCUUGUUUCUAGUAACCUAUACUUUGUCAAGCCUGUACGUCUCUGAUGAAUACCUCAUCUCAGAUGAUUAUAUGGAGAAGCCUUUCUGGUUCCGUUGUGGUUACAUACUGAUCUGGGGCAAAAUUAUACUCUACAAAUACGUAACCUGCUGGCUUGUUACGGAAGGUGUCUGCAUCCUUGUUGGUCUGGGGUACAAUGGAAAGGACCAGAGUGGAAAGCCUUUGUGGGAUGCCUGUGCCAACAUGAAAGUCUGGCUGUAUGAGACAACACCUUUGUUCACAGGGACCAUUGCUUCUUUCAACAUCAACACCAAUGCUUGGGUGGCCCGCUACAUCUUCAAGCGUCUGAAGUUCCUGGGUAACAAACUGCUGUCGCAGGCACUGGCCCUGCUCUUCCUGGCCAUUUGGCACGGGCUGCACUCUGGCUACCUGGUGUGCUUUCAAAUGGAGUUGCUUAUAGUCAUCGUUGAAAGACAGAUCAUAAACCUUGUUCGGGACAGUCCUCCCCUAAGCACUUUGACCUCCAUCACUGCCUUGCAGCCCAUCUUCUACGUGCUGCAACAGGCUAACCACUGGAUGUUUAUGGGUUACUCUCUGGUGCCAUUUUGCCUUUUCACCUGGGACAAAUGGAUGAAGGUGUACAGGUCUAUUUAUUUCUUUGGCCAUGUGUUGGUCUUCAGCUUAUUAUUGGUGUUGCCUUACAUUCGCAGAUUAAUUGUGCCACGAAAAGAAAAACUAAAAAAAGCAGAAUAACAGCCAAAAGAUUGUACCACCUGUGCAUUUCUAGGAGUUGAUUUAACACUCCGGAAUCAACGCAUCACCUGCCAAGUUUGCUGUGUUGAAGUAUGACUUUUUUUCAACGUGAGGAGGGGGAAAGAGAAAGCACAGGGUCAGAGACCCGAAAGGAGGGGAAUGGAGUAAGCCUCCUUCCAGAGCCUCCACCUUCUGUAUGUUGCCUUAUCUCUCUGCCGCCCUCCAGUGGACACUCGUGUCUCUCUGCUGGUAUCAGAUGAUUGUAAAAACACUCAACGCAGGCACUGUAUUGGAUUGGAGCCACCUUCUGACUUUUCUACGUUUGUCAUCCAAGAUAAAAAUUGCUCCUGGUCUUUUUCA